AUGCUUUCGCCCCAGAAGAAGCUCAGGGGACUUGCCGUCAGCCUGUUAGCCCUCCUGUGUACAGUCAACAUACCUUCACCGGCAAAUGCCGCUCACAACCGCAAUCAAAAUAGUAUCCAGAUAUCCCAAAUACCAAAAGAGAUCCCCAAGUCGGAUUCCUACCAGGUUAAAGUCCGAUCACAGGCCAGAGACGCCACGGGACAUUGGGAGCCGCUCGACUUGUUCCGUGCCAACGUGCACGAAGUCAACGCAACGACCGGAAACACCGUCUCGUAUAAUACAUCGAUCGGGAUCUUUGACUUCAGAGGCCCCAUUGAACUUGCUAUUGAGCCGUCCCGAGGGUCUUUUCCGUCGAUAGAUGCCGUCCGUGUUCGCCCCCUUUCCUACGGCCUGCGGGCAGAUGUCCGUGGCCGCGUCAUCUACUUGUCGCUCACUGAGCCGGCGAAUCUAGUUGUCGAGCUCAAUGGGGAUGUCUUUAACGUAUUGCAUCUAUUUCUAGACAGCUCUGGGAAUGAUAGCUUCGCGGAGGAACAAUUGAUGGAAAAUCCGUCCGUUAUAUACUAUGGCGCCGGGUAUCACGAACUCAAUGACACGGUGAACGUCACAUCUGGACAGACAGUUUAUCUUGCUCCUGGCUCCGUGAUACAAGGGGGUUUCAACUUCGAGAACACGUCGGACGCAGCCAUUAUCGGCCGCGGAGUCCUCUACAGAAGUCCCAGCGACGCCAUCACAAUCGGCUACUCCCAGAGAAUACGCGUUGCGGGAGUCACCGUGCUCAACCCAGGCCACUACUCGCUGAUGAUUGGAUCUAGCCGUGACAUCGCUGUCUCUGGCCUGCGGAGCAUCAGCGCUGUUCAGUGGGGCGACGGCAUCGACGUCUUCUGCAGUCAGGACGUGGUGCUCGAGAAGCUGUUCAUGCGCAACUCAGACGACUGCGUGGCUAUAUACCAGCACCGCUGGGAGUAUUACGGAGACUCGAGGAACAUCACGUUACGGGACUCGUCUCUAUGGGCUGAUGUAGCUCACCCUGUUCAUCUGGGCCUCCAUGGGAACCCUAGCGCCCCGGAAGUGAUGGAAGGGGUGACGAUCUCGAAUAUUGAUAUUCUUGACCAUCGCGAGCCGCAGGUUGAUUACCAGGGCUGUCUGGCGAUUAACUGCGGGGACGAGAACCUACUCAAGGAUAUUGUCUUUGAAGAUAUCCGCGUCGAAGACUUCCGGCUUGGUAUGCUCCUUAGCUUCAAGGUGCUAUAUAACCAGAAGUAUAAUCUGGGGCCUGGGCGAGGGGUUCACAAUGUUACUGUCAGGAAUCUCUCGUAUAAUGGGAUAGGGGGUAACACCCCGGCUAUAGCGGGAUAUGAAAAGGACAGGAGCAUUCAGUUUGUGAACUUCCAGGGCUUGGAUAUUAGUGGUGUGCAUGUCUGGGAUGGUAUGCAGAAGCCAAGCUGGUAUUCCGUGGCUGACUUUGUUCCCAUGUAUAUUGGUAGUCAUGUAGCGAACCUGACGUGGUCAGAUUAG
Aspergillus puulaauensis is the source of this 1515-nucleotide messenger RNA. Its product is annotated as putative endo-polygalacturonase. Gene Ontology annotation, molecular function: polygalacturonase activity. Bases 1 to 1515 code for a protein of 504 amino acids. The record is from RefSeq and is a predicted model, not a curated record. Gene Ontology annotation, biological process: carbohydrate metabolic process. The transcript has a single exon. NCBI's taxonomy places the organism in Eukaryota, Fungi, Ascomycota, Eurotiomycetes, Eurotiales, Aspergillaceae.